ACAUAAGUUAAACUAACAAUGCCUUUGUGAUGGUCUCUAGAGGUCUUCAUUAGAGCUUGACAGUGACUUUUUCUAUACCAUUCCAUACCACUGAGACUAGUCCAUAGUGACACUAAGUGGCAGAAGAGCAUUACUGCAGCACAAAGACUGAGGACAUGCUGUACAGAACAGGCAGAACACCAAACGAAGUGGGUGGGGAGGAUGUUGCCUAGAUACCAGACCCACUGUAUGUGGGAGAAACACUAAAAUACUACUGAAUGCUUGGUUUAUCUGAGAACACUAACGCAGUCCAUUGAUGACAAUUGUCAAAAACAAUAAUCAAGCUUAGACUACCUAAUAACACACUCAACAUGCAAUGUUAAUAACAAUGUUAAAUCGAAAGAACUGUUAUGCUCUAUGAGGUAACACCCCAAAAAUAUGGCAUUCUGUAGCAAGUCUAAUGGAAAUAGUAAUACUCUAAUUUAUAGUGUCAGCCUUACUUGACCCCAAACUUUCCACUGAUGUUCAUCAUCUUCUUUUUCCACCUUACUGAAUGUGCCAAGACUACUCCUCAGGUGUACAUGAAAGAGACAGCUUUAAAUGGUUUCAUUAAGAGAGGUACUGACACAAAGCUUAGUGAAGAAUGGUACUGGUGAUGUCAGUAUCCAAAACAGCUAUAUCUGUAGUCUUACCCACCAUGGCCUGUGGAUAGCAUUCAACUGCAUACUUACCUUCAUUCUGCAUCUGUAGACUUAGGAUGGAAUGUUUAAUGAAUUGUGGCUUUAAUGCUUUAAUGUGAUCUGAACAAGAAUAACAAAUUGCUUGGGGUCUUUGCAAAUACACCUUUUUACAACCCAGUCUCAUAGCGAAAACACUUUUGCGUGCAACUUAUUUGCAGCACCUUCUAUACUCUAUAUUCUGACUAUCAACGUUCUGUAACAAGCACACAUUAACAUCAACAUAUCAAACUUCUACUCGAAUGCUCUGUAUGUCACGUUCUGCACCAAUGGAAUUUAACCAAGCUAACCUCUACCACUACACUAAAACCACUACAAUAAAAUUGAUAUGGAAUAAAUAAUUUUUUCACAACAUAUAAUUAGACUCACCGGGCUCAUUAAUAAACCUAACUUCUCUUGUCAGGAAACUUGGAGAAGUAUUCAGGGUGUAAACUCUUUAGGCUAUAGAAACAGCAGAGACUUUCUGCAUUUUGAAAAUACCCGCGUUACACUACUGCGUUACCACGUGACUUGCAAUUGCGUUUGCAGAGAACUUUCAUGAUCCCAGUGAAUGUCAGGGUAAGUUGUUAAAAACACAAACAUUACGCAUGAAGUGGACAGCGUUCAGUAUGUUUAAAAAGAGGUCAAACUAUUUAUUCCGUAUCAGUCUUAUUCAAAUAAUGUAGAUGCAGAGGCUAGCAGGGUUAAAUUGGGUAAACUGCAAUACAGAGUAUUCGAGUGAAUGUCGAUAUGCAACCUGUGCUUGCGACAGAACGUUAAUAUUCGUCGUAUAGCGCGUGCUGCUUUUUUUUUUUUUUUUAAUGUAUUGUAAUACCUAUAGCACAGGCCUGCCUCUUAAAACAGUACUGGAAUUCGUCAGUUCGGUAAAGAAUAUGGCUGCGGUGUGGCCAGGAUCACAUUGCAUUUAUAUAGUUUCUCUUGUCAAAGCCUGUAGUUCUGGAGUCUUAUCUGGACAUCAUCAAUUUCCCAUCAGGAUGUCUCUCAGACUAAAGAGCACUGGAUUAGCACCCAAAGUAAACAUUAUCAAAUGCAUUCAUCAUGAAAAGCAUAAAAUGCUUUGAUUCGUUAACACCCACCGCAGCUAACAGGAUGUGCAUCGUACCCCUGCAUGCAGCUCGCACUAAAGCAGCCAUAAGAAUCAGCAGGUGUGCAGUGCCCUUUCAAUUUAUUGCAAACGUACACCUUAAAAAUAGAAACACUAAAACUGACAGUAUGACAAAUCCCCGUAGAUAAUAAUUACAUGAUGAAAAAGGCUGAAUUAUGGCUCGAGCGCGGUUUUGCGUAUUUUUCGAGUCCUGUGGCACCAAAUGCUCUUAAUGUGCAGCGAAAAGUUAAACCUUUACCUGUCGUCGUUACGUACUCGGGCGCCAUCUGCUGUUCAAACCUUAAUGCUGCAUCUCUGCGUUUUGGAAAUGUGCAGAAUUUGGCUCGACCUGCUGCGCCUUCAUCCCCUGGAGUCUUGGAACGCGAGAACUUCUUAUCGCGAGCUCCACGUUGCGUGUCAGUGACCGGUAACAAACAACAUUGUCUCGGACAGGACUGUUUACACGCGACGGACGGCGCGAGGCAGGAGGUGGUCCGUGGCGGUGGAUAUAUAAACACACUCCCGCAGGCAGGUGAAGGUUUUACAGCAGAUCAGCUCAAGCGGAAUACUUAAAGCGUCCCAUCAAUCCGCGUCACAGUAACGUAAAAGAAGGUAACACUGUUACAAGCUAAUGCUUUUUAGUCAUUACUUUUUGCGUUCAGACAUAAAUCGGACUAAAAAGACCUGAGAUUAUUUCUUUAUCAUGGAAUUACGGAUUAUUUUCCCCAUGUUGUCUGUGCUUUCUUCAGGAAUCUUUCACACAGCUGUACCGGUGUCUUUGGGCGAAGCAGCAGCGGCUUCAGUCAGCACGCGCCUCUCCAGACCCAAGCGAUGCUCGUGCGCCACUUUUCUGGAUAAAGAAUGCGUGUAUUUCUGCCACCUGGACAUCAUCUGGGUCAACACUCCAGAGCGCACUGUAUCUUAUGGACUUGGCAAUGCGUCCCGCAAGAAGCGCUCAGCGCAAGAAAUGUCUCGCGCCGCCGAGCUCCCGCGCUGCGAGUGCGCAGAGAGCACCGACGGCACGUGCGUGUCGUUCUGUCACACACGCAACCCGCUAAGGCGUAAGGCAGCGCGUGACAAGGUGAUCCCUACCGCCGGCGGCCAUGACUGUGCCGAAAAGAAGUGCAAAUACGACCUGGCAGCCAAGACGUCUGGGAUUAAAAGGGAUAGUGAAAGAGCUUCACCCUCAGUUGCAAGGGCCACCAGGCAGCUUCAGCUGCUCCUGAAGAUAUGGAGAAUGAAGUUGUCCCACAUUGCGCAAGAUUGGGCUGCUGAAAAUGUCGCCUCCUAGGGACAGACACAUAGCUCAGGACUUUACAAGCCACACUGAGAAAGGGACUUUCUAAGUGGAGACACCCUUCUCCUGAAGCUGCCAAUGAGUGAUCAUAUGCCACAUAUUCGCUGAGAUGUGCUGGAACCUUCACACACAGAGGCCCUUGCAAAUAUGGCUCCUGUGGUGAGAGUGUUUUCACUGGGAAGCUUUCGACUUUGUGGAUAAGUUUCAGAGGGAAACAAAAACAAGGACCUCUUUGAAAUAAUGAAGUUGAACUCACUUUUAUUGCUUACGGCAUAACUAGUUGUGGAAACAUAUGUAUUUGAAUUGGGAUUUUUUUUUUAUAGCAGGAACAGUCAAGUGCUACAUACACACACAGUGCAGAAGUGUGUCUGGUAACAUAUACAGAAUGCUAUGAACAAUGCCAAUUAAGAAAAUUAGCAGGAUAUUUAUUUCGCUACAAUAUGGGAUACUUUUUUAAAAUCAUCUUUAGCAUGUUCAGUUCUUUUUACAAGCUGUAUACUGAUGUAGCUGAAACUAUAAUCAAUGCAAAUGGGUAUUUAUUAAAGCAUUUAUGUUAAAUGAAUGCAUUUAAAAUCAAGCCAUAUUGGCCCAAGUGAUUGUCAUAUUUCUAUGAAAUGCUGUCAUAUUGUAGCCACACUUGUGGUCUGCAUUAU
This is a messenger RNA of Pangasianodon hypophthalmus (striped catfish), 3750 nucleotides long. RefSeq names its product endothelin 1 (gene edn1). Gene Ontology annotation, molecular function: endothelin B receptor binding; endothelin A receptor binding; hormone activity. The transcript has 5 exons. The record is from RefSeq and is a predicted model, not a curated record. Bases 2504 to 3091 code for a protein of 195 amino acids. Gene Ontology annotation, biological process: regulation of systemic arterial blood pressure by endothelin; regulation of vasoconstriction; intracellular calcium ion homeostasis. NCBI's taxonomy places the organism in Eukaryota, Metazoa, Chordata, Actinopteri, Siluriformes, Pangasiidae. Gene Ontology annotation, cellular component: extracellular region.